Aspergillus ibericus CBS 121593 is the source of this 377-nucleotide messenger RNA. RefSeq lists its product as uncharacterized. The transcript is spliced from 3 exons. The coding region runs from base 1 to 318 and encodes 105 amino acids. NCBI's taxonomy places the organism in Eukaryota, Fungi, Ascomycota, Eurotiomycetes, Eurotiales, Aspergillaceae. The record is from RefSeq and is a predicted model, not a curated record.
AUGCUUUGGGAAAACCCCGGUCCCCAACAACCCGCCCAGGUCACCUGGGAUCUGAAAGAGCCCCUGAGAGUCAGAUGGUCUCAUGUCUCUGGCGAAGAGAACAAAGUCUUCUCCAUCUACCUCACCAACCGAGUGGACUUCCCUCCCGCGACGGAACUAGUUCUCCGCUAUGUGAGAAUGGGCGACGAUGAGGUCGUUAUUCCACCUCCGGGACCGAUUUCAAGCCCCCUCAACUGCAACUAUCGUCUCUGGGCCAGUGCUGUGGGAGAUGCCGAGACUAUUUUUGCCGAAACCCCGAAUAUGUGCGUUAAUUGCUGAGACGUGGGCUCUCCAUGGGUAUUCACUGCAGUGAGGGAAGUGUAGUUGAGUUUCUGUUU